Rana temporaria (common frog) is the source of this 2593-nucleotide messenger RNA. RefSeq names its product terminal nucleotidyltransferase 5B (gene TENT5B). Gene Ontology annotation, biological process: mRNA stabilization. The coding region runs from base 345 to 1574 and encodes 409 amino acids. The record is from RefSeq and is a predicted model, not a curated record. Lineage: Eukaryota; Metazoa; Chordata; Amphibia; Anura; Ranidae. The transcript has 2 exons. Gene Ontology annotation, molecular function: RNA binding; poly(A) RNA polymerase activity.
GGUGUUACAGCUGUCAGGAGUAACAGCUAGUACCUCGUGCCGGCUAACGCUGUGUGACCCGCCCCACUCAGCUCAACCAAGACCCUGACAGCGGCACCCGAGCGGCCUAACGGUUCACUUUUUACUUGUUUUUACUCUUUUACACCCAAUAAUUCUUUUUAAAAACCUCGUUUUUAAUUUUUAAAGCGUCAGCCGCCGCCUCCUCCCCGCCGAGCACGUUCCUUGAGCUGCAGCGUGUAGUGGAGACUGCAGGACCUGUUGCCGGGGCCCUUCAACUGCCGAAGCGUGUCAGAGAACCGGGACGUGACUUCCUUCAGCACCUCACCUACCCAGCCAGCCAGUGAAUGUCAGGAGACCGGGGAAAGCGCCGAGCACCCGCCAUGUCCAGUCCGCCGGCGGCCGACACCCCACUCCCCUCCCCGAGAUUCAGCGUCCUCUCAUGGCCGCAACUCCACCGCCUGGAUGCCAUCCUCGGGGAGACCGUGCCCAUCCAUGGAAGGGGCAACUUCCCCACCCUGUCCUGCCGGCCUCGGCACCUGGUGCAGGUGGUACGGAGUCGCCUACAGCAAAAGGGUAUUGUAGUUCACAAUGUGCGACUAAAUGGUUCUGCUGCAAGUCAUGUGCUACAUGAAGACAGUGGCCUUGGCUAUAAGGAUUUGGACCUUAUAUUUAUUGUGGACUUGAAAGGGCCUGAUGCGUUUCAGGUGGUGAAGCAUGCAGUGUUGGAUUGCCUCUUGGACUUCCUGCCACCUGGCGUUAACAAGGAAAAGAUCACGCCAAUGACUUUAAAGGAAGCUUAUGUACAGAAGCUAGUUAAGGUUUGUACUGAAAGUGAUCGCUGGAGUCUGAUAUCCUUGUCAAAUAACAAUGGAAAAAACAUGGAAUUAAAGUUUGUGGACACUCUAAGACGUCAGUUUGAGUUUAGUGUUGACUCAUUCCAGAUCAUACUGGAUUCAAUGCUUUUAUUCAACCAGUGUUCAGACACUCUGAUGACUCAAAGCUUCCACCCCACUGUGACUGGAGAGAGCAUGUAUGGAAACUUUGAGGAAGCCAUGGACCACUUGCGUAACAAGAUCAUUGCUACACGUAAGCCAGAAGAGAUCAGGGGAGGUGGACUUCUUAAAUACUGCAACUUGCUGGUUCGUGGAUUUAAACCAAAAUCGGAGGUGGAUAUGAAAACAAUGCAGCGGUACAUGUGCUCUCGAUACUUCAUAGAUUUCCCAGAUAUAAGAGAACAGUUAAGAAAGCUAAAGUGCUACCUGCAGGACCACUUUGUGGGCAUGGAAGGCAAGCGUUAUGAUUGCCUGAUGACCCUUCACAAUGUGGUGAAUGAGAGCACAGUAUGUUUAAUGGGACAUGAGAGGCGCCAGACAUUGACACUAAUUGCCUCUUUAGCACUUCAGGUACUAUCUGAGCAGAACGCUGUUCCAGCUGUCCCAAAUUUCACCUGCUACUACCAGCCAGCUCCAUUCAUGAGUGAUGGGAACUACAACAGCUACUAUUUCACUCCUCUACAGCCUCUUGUGUCCUGCAGUCACUCCUCAUACCAGACAUGGCUCCCAUGCUGCAACUGACAUGCAGCCUGAGCAGUGACUGGGGUAUAUGCUUUGCUGUUUGGUCUCCUACACUUAACAGGGAAACCUACAUUUUGUGUUCUAAUUAAAGUGGCUUUUUUUUUUUUUUUCCUCCUAGCUAGAGAUCAUAAAAUGCAUUUUGCAUAUACUCUUUCCAUCAAACAGGACUUGCUGAAGGACUACCAUUAGUAUUCAAGUUUUUUUUUUUGUUUUUUUUUUCUCCCCCCUACGACUUCUAUGUAAAACUGCUGCAGGCUUUAGAAAUGUAAAUACUGGGUGUUUGGACCAAAGAAUAGGAGUUAAAACUCAAGUGCCUGAUUGGUUUAACUCCUAGCUUCCAGAGAUCCUAGCUUCCAGAGAUCCUUUCUGCCUACUUUCAGUGUUCAAAUUGCUUAACAAGUUUGCUGAACAUCCUACCAGCUCAGCUUCUGACUUUCAUGUCAUUACAUCACUGACUUGUAGGGUAAAGUAGCUGUUGGUGACCCACACUUGUCAGUUUGUAGUGUUUAAGUGCCAUUUCUUUAAGCACUUGGCAUUUGCAGAGAAAUCCAGUGUUUCAUAGCAGUCUUUCAUUUAAAAAAAAUAAAAAUAGACUUUAAUAUUCUGUUUGGUGCUAUGGGGCCACUUCAGUUUCCGUCACUGCUUUAUUACAUUAAACGUAGAUCAUGUCAACUCCGAUUUCUAAAAUUGCCAGAUGCAAUAGUGUGGUGUGAAUUUCCAACAGUUUGCUCUCCCUUAGAAGUACUGAUCUACAAAUAUUUUAGAAGUGCUGGUUUGUUUGUAUCAUAUAAACAAUAACUGCAACCCAAUGCACGAAUUUAUAGCUUUUAGAACACAACUUAUUGGCUUACAAUGAUUAGAUUUUGAAAGUUAUUAAAGUUGAGCUGUGUUUGGAAAAUUGCACCUGGAAGAAUUCAAACUGCCUACUUUCAGGAUUGUGACUAGUUCUAGAAUACCCUCUGUAUUUAUAACAGGCGGUCUUCCAGCUGAUUUUACACAUUACAAGGGUUUCAGAUGUA